Molecule: messenger RNA, 848 nt
Organism: Polyodon spathula (Mississippi paddlefish)
Lineage: Eukaryota; Metazoa; Chordata; Actinopteri; Acipenseriformes; Polyodontidae
Product: retinoic acid receptor RXR-alpha-A
Exons: 5
Coding region: 48-833 (261 amino acids)
Biological process (GO): anatomical structure development; response to retinoic acid; cell differentiation
Cellular component (GO): nucleus; RNA polymerase II transcription regulator complex
Molecular function (GO): retinoic acid-responsive element binding; nuclear steroid receptor activity; zinc ion binding
Source: RefSeq, a predicted model, not a curated record
AUAUAUUGCUGAAUGUGAACCUUGUUGUUUUUCAGCUCAAUUCUCCGAUGAAUCCUGUCAGCAGCUCGGAAGAUAUUAAACCUCCGCUUGGAUUGAAUGGGGUGAUGAAAGUACCAGCCCAUCCUUCAAUGUCCCCGCUGUCUCUCACCAAACACAUCUGUGCCAUCUGCGGGGACAGGUCCUCAGGUAAACAUUAUGGAGUCUACAGCUGCGAAGGAUGCAAGGGCUUCUUCAAGAGGACGGUGAGGAAGGACCUGACCUACACCUGCAGAGACAGCAAGGACUGCAUGAUCGACAAGCGACAGCGCAACCGGUGCCAGUACUGCCGCUACCAGAAGUGUCUCGCCAUGGGCAUGAAGAGAGAAGUUUUGUUAAAUGCAGCCGUCCAAGAGGAGAGACAGAGGGGGAAAGACCGAAAUGAGAACGAGGUGGAGUCGACGAGCAGCGCCAACGAGGACAUGCCUGUGGAGAAAAUCCUGGAGGCUGAACUCGCUGUGGAGCCAAAGACAGAGACAUACAUUGAGACAAAUCUGGGGAUACCCUCAAACUCGCCAAACGAUCCCGUCACCAACAUAUGCCAAGCGGCAGACAAGCAGCUCUUCACGCUUGUGGAAUGGGCAAAGAGAAUCCCACACUUCUCAGAGCUGCCCCUCGAUGACCAGGUCAUCCUUCUAAGAGCCGGGUGGAAUGAGCUUCUCAUUGCCUCAUUCUCACACCGCUCGAUAACGGUAAAGGACGGGAUUCUCCUGGCUACCGGGCUGCACGUUCAUCGCAAUAGUGCACAUAGUGCCGGAGUGGGAGCCAUUUUUGACAGGUACUGUUGCACUCCGUGAUGACAGCUCAUACUU